UCAGCCGCAAAGUCAUUGUCCAUGAUGCAAGCGGAGCGUUAGCAUCAAUUUUCGUUCCUUGCACUGUUUGCUUAUCUCAGUUUCAGCGCUGAUGGUGCGUGAAAAGUACUGUUGGUUCUUUGUUGUACUUUUUUUGAAAGCGCUUCUGUGACAUCGUUUCGAAAGGAUAAACGUUUUAUUACCAUCUACCUGAUCUUGUUGUUGUUGCGCGAACCCAUUGUGUAUGACGUUAAUCGUUAAUUAUAUCGAGUGACAGAGAACUGUUCAUCAUCCAAGAAGGCGCUGCUUGCGGGAAGAUCAAUUUACAUCAAAUACCGUUACGGAUUCCAGGCAGUAGGCCUAGUGCAAAGAAAACUAACGGAUGGAAAAGUGCUGCUCUUACUGAAGAAAAUUGCAAAGGCAUUAGUUUUUCGCAUCGCCGAACGAGUUACAAGAAAGACAACCAAUAAGAAUCAGCGGUGAAUUGUGAUUAGUGAUCGCGAAAAAUCGGAAGCUCGUUUGCGAAAGUUCAAGAUUUUUCUCAUAUUUGUUAUGAAAAGGCCUAUAUCAAAAGAUAUGAUAGCAUCAUUUUUUCUGCUAUGCCUGGCAGUAAAUUUUGCUGCCGGGCGAAUAGCAUUUGAAAAGUUAACGGAUUUUGAUUUUCAAGGAACGACCUAUUAUAGUGUAAAGAAUCUUUCGUUAUACGAGUGUCAAGGGUGGUGCCGUGAAGAACCAGAUUGCCAAGCAGCCGCAUUUAGUUUUGUUGUCAAUCCUUUAACACCUGCACAAGAAACACUAUGUCAGCUGCAGAAUGUCACAGCAGCCAAUAAUCCUGCGAGUACGCCGCAGAGAUCAUCGAGUAUGUACUACAUGGUGAAACUGCAGCUUCGGUCGGAAAACGCUUGCCAACGGCCUUGGAAUUUCGAGCGCGUUCCGAAUAAAAUUAUUCGAGGACUUGAUAAUGCGUUGAUUUAUACCAGUACGAAGGAAGCAUGCUUGUCCGCGUGUUUAAAUGAGAAACGGUUCAUAUGCCGUUCUGUGGAAUAUGAUUACAAUAAUAUGAAAUGUGUGUUGAGCGACUCUGAUAGGAGAACAACUGGGCAACUGGUUCAGCUGGUUGAUGCCCAAGGCGUUGACUAUUUUGAAAAUCUUUGUUUGAAACCAGGUCAGGCGUGUAAAUACACCAGGGGAUUCCAGCUACCACGCACAGGCGUUUCAGAAGAUAAAGUUUCCCAAUAUGUGGGCCUCCAUUACUACACUGACAAGGAACUACAAGUCACUUCUGAUUCGGCGUGCAAAUUAGCUUGUGAAAUUGAAACCGAGUUCCUCUGUCGGUCAUUCCUGUACAUGGGGCAACCAAUGGGAUCGCAGUAUAAUUGUCGCCUAUAUCACCUCGAUCAUAAAUCGCUGCCAGACGGGCCAUCAACGUACUUGAAUGGAGAACGACCUUUGAUCGAUGUCGGCGAACCAUCAGGAGUAUACUACGAGAACUCGUGUGAGAAGGCAGGACCUGGUGAGACCACGCUCCCUGUGGUAUUCGAUGCAGCAGAAGAUCACUCGAUCAAUAACUUAACCAGGAACGACGCUAACUGUGAUAAAACUGGAACAUGCUACGAUGUAUCUGUGCACUGCAAAGACACGCGGAUUGCGGUACAAGUCCGCACCAACAAGCCAUUCAACGGACGUAUCUAUGCUCUGGGACGAUCCGAAACGUGCAAUAUUGAUGUGAUUAACUCGGAUUCCUUCCGGUUAGAUCUCACAAUGGGAGGACAGGACUGUAACACGCAGAGUGCCACUGGUAUCUACAGUAAUACUGUGGUUUUGCAACAUCACUCAGUGGUUAUGACCAAGGCAGACAAGAUCUACAAGGUGAAGUGCACCUACGACAUGAGUUCCAAGAACAUUUCUUUCGGAAUGUUACCGAUUCGCGAUCCCGAGAUGAUCCACAUCAACUCCUCUCCAGAAGCUCCUCCUCCAAGGAUUCGCAUUUUGGACGCAAGAACUCGGGAAGUGGAAACUGUUCGUAUUGGAGAUCGUCUCACAUUCCGUAUUGAAAUUCCAGAGGAUACUCCCUAUGGUAUAUUUGCUCGAUCAUGCGUUGCAAUGGCCAAGGACUCGAAAAGCACAUUCCAAAUUAUCGAUGAUGAUGGAUGUCCUGUCGAUCCAACAAUUUUCCCCGCAUUUACUCAAGAUGGAAAUGCCCUGCAGUCGAUAUACGAGGCCUUCCGAUUUACAGAGAGUUACGGUGUGAUUUUCCAAUGCAAUGUCAAAUAUUGUUUGGGCCCAUGCGAGCCAGCAGUCUGUGAAUGGGGUAGGGAUUCAGUAGAGUCCUGGGGCAGAAAACGUCGUUCCGUAACAAGGAAUGAAACAAUCACGGAGGAAGAGGAAGAGGAAAUGAAUAUCUCACAAGAAAUUCUUGUUCUCGACUUUGGAGAUGAAAAGAACCGAGAUUUCCUGAGAAGUGAAGCCAGCACAGAAUAUGGUAGAGAUAAAACCGUCACCAUAAUCGAACCAUGUCCAACCAAAACUUCUGUAUUAGCGUUGGCCGUGACGUGCUCUCUAAUGGUGUUGGUCUACAUGUCUACCCUGUUCUGCUACUACAUGAAAAAGUGGAUCCAACCACACAAGGUCAUGGCAUAGGGCUAUCAAGGAAAACGGCAACGACGACUCAGCAUUAGCCUAAUUUAUUUAUUGUGCUGUACUAGUUUGAUAAGAGCGAGUUAUUCUUCCCGAUAAAGGAACAGAUGAUAGAAAUCAUCAUAGCUGACAAGGAAGCAAGGUCAACAAAACUAUGAAAGCGAUUAUAUAUUUAGAAUUUUUUGAGCAGUCAAUGUUGUUUAAUUUCCCACAACAGUUUUGUUUGUAAGUAUUUAUUAGGACUGUGACGGACAAUCAUACAUCAGACGUAUACACAAAGUAUUUUAAAAUAAAAUACUCUUGUGUUCGGAAAUACAACAAACUUUGCUACGACUGAAAUAUUAUGUCAAAGUUAAUUCAAAAGGGAGUUUAUAGGACAAUCGAUUAGUGCAUGUUAUAUGCAUGUGGUAGGACAAAUAACCUAAUGUGUACUUAUGUAAAACUCUGGUCUACUAGAAGAAUUUAUCGAAAACGAUGUCACCGGUGUGGAAAUAGUAUUCAAUAUUUAUGAUGAACCGGUUUAGAUUAUUAGUGCCACUACAGGGAUGAUAUGCAUCGUAUUACGAGAACCAACACACGGAACAAUGAAAUUUACGCCUGGAAGUUGAUUUGUUCUAUUCAAUCCAUCGUUGUGUUGAACACAAUUUCACAACACGUCAAACACAUGAUUAAGAACAAACUAAUAUUAUAACUGUUAUGCAAGGACCAUUCUGUCAGCAUAAGUUCUCGUACCCUUGAUUUACAGCAGGCAUAGGAAUGUUUCAUUUGAAACAAUUGCAAUCAUGACAUAGUUUUCAUUAGAGAACUUAUAUUUCUUAAAUAUCUUAAUACCUUAAUACAUAUUUGUACAAGAUAGAGGAAUUGAAAAAAAAAACAAAUUAUCGUAAAUGACUUGUUUUUAACCAUGUUUUGAAAUAAUUAUUUCCACAGAAUCAUAAUGAUUAUACAAUUUGAACGCAACAACUGAAGGUUUACGAUAUUUAAGAAAAUCAGUAAUAGACCGUAGAAAAGCGAUCGUCGGCUAGAUGGCUCUUUCUAUUGGGUUAAUCAUUGUAUAGUGAGUUGCACAGCAUGAUGUAUUUCUAAAGGAACAAAACUAGAGCACAGAAUUAGUAAAAAUGAACUAAAGCUUGUGUGAAGCAAUAAUGAAACUAUCAAUUUAUAACCCAUAUAGAGAUUGCUUGUCAUUUAGAAUAGUAAUUUAUUUUAAACCCAUAGUUAAUACCAAACCACUCGAACAGUAUCUAUCGGACUUCAUGUGAGUUCAUAUGCUCUUUGAUGAAUGGUUUUGAUUCAAACAUUAUCAUCGUAUUUAUUUUAAAUCAUCGACAUCAUCACCAUCUAGAACAUUAAGAUCAUUUUAAAUAAAACAACGACGAAAAUAAGAAAAUGCAAAAUCCUGUCCAUAGAAUUAAAUGAAGAUCGAAAAAAACUUUACUCUUACUGAAUGACUUUUGCUAGUUAUAAUAAAUUUUUAUGCAACGUAACAA
Molecule: messenger RNA, 4106 nt
Organism: Armigeres subalbatus
Lineage: Eukaryota; Metazoa; Arthropoda; Insecta; Diptera; Culicidae
Gene: tyn
Exons: 9
Coding region: 532-2619 (695 amino acids)
Source: RefSeq, a predicted model, not a curated record